AUGUUUUUUCGAACUUUUUCUUUAGCUUUCAUUUCGACACUGGUUGCCUCGGGCGCUUGGUACGCGUAUAAAGGUGACCCAAAUAAGCCGGAGCUUUCACCUACUUUCAUUGUGAACCAGACUUCUCCACUCUUUCAACAACAAACUAGCAGCUUUUACUCGACCGUAACGACGCCGACGGCAGUAGGACAAAAUUCUGACCAGUCUUCAAGCCCAGCUCUCGUUGUGAACAAUGACCAGCUCUCUGCCACCUCUACUGCGAGCGAAGAACCGAUUUCGAAACAAACAAGCGAGUCAGGAAGGAAAGUGGUUGGAAUGUUGACACCGGAAGAAGCGACUCAAAAACUGCGGAGAAGCGAAGAGUCAUAUUUUGUUGGGCGCGGGCAGGGUGUUGUUCGUUACGACAUGGUGCAACUUCCUAGCAACGACCCUAUUGAAGACGACCAUGCCGAGAAAAUUGUGGUAACUACUCGUGAAGAUGGAUCUUCUAGUGAUUGGAUGUUUUGGGGCGUUUUUGACGGUCAUUCUGGCUGGACUACAUCGGCAAAAUUGCGACAGGCUUUGAUUUCUUUUGUGACGCGUGAGCUGAAUUCUACCUAUCAAAAGGCCGGUGCUUCCGUAUCCGGCUCUAUAUUCCCUUCACCAGAAGCUAUCGAUGCAGCUAUCAAAAGAGGCUUUGUCAAUCUUGACAAUGAAAUUGUCCACUGGAGCGUCGAUAAGGUUUUAAAAGCUAAUUCAAAGAGAGUCGCUGCUGAGUUGCUUGCACCAGCAUUAUCCGGUUCGUGUGCUCUCUUGGCGUUUUAUGAUAGCCAGUCGAGUAUGCUACGUGUUGCUUGUACCGGGGAUUCCAGGGCCGUUCUUGGUCGUAGGGCAGCAAACGGGAAAUGGACAGCUACCCCGCUCUCUGAAGAUCAGACAGGCUCAACAGAGUCGGAAAUCCAACGUUUGCGUCAAGAGCACCCUGGCGAAGACAAUGUGGUUCGUAAUGGACGGGUUCUGGGUAAUCUUGAACCUACCCGUGCUUUUGGCGAUGCAUUCUACAAAUGGAAGCGAGACACCCAAGAUAAGAUCAAGCGUCAGUUCUUCGGGCGAACGCCGCAUCAAUAUUUAAAAACACCACCAUACGUCACCGCUGAACCAGUUGUUACGGCGACCCAAGUUGAUCCUCAGAAAGGUGAUUUCUUGGUAUUGGCGACAGACGGCCUUUGGGAGAUGCUUAGUAACGAUGAGGUCGUUGGACUUGUUGGUCAAUGGCUUGAACAUCAGCGCGCCAGUGCCCAAGGCAAAGAUGGCGUUAAAGGUUGGCUUCAAAGCUGGUGGUCCCAGGAAGGUCAGUUGCCUAUUGAGAAAUCAGUACGCGAAGAUGCUACUGGGCAACGUGCACCAAUCAGACAGUUGCAAUAUAACAUCCCGCAAAGCGAAACUCGCUUUGUCAUAGAGGAUAAAAAUGCUGCGACCCAUUUAAUUAGAAAUGCUCUUGGAGGAAAGGACAAGGACAUGAUGUGCGCAUUGCUAACGCUCCCAAGUCCUUAUUCUAGAAGAUAUCGGGACGAUCUUACCGUUCAAGUGAUCUUUUUCGGUGAAAGUGAAACCACCGGCAAUGUCACUAUCAAUUCGGAAGCAAGCGCCUCUGGACGUACUGUACCUGCUAAGCUGUGA
Ophidiomyces ophidiicola is the source of this 1659-nucleotide messenger RNA. RefSeq names its product [Pyruvate dehydrogenase [acetyl-transferring]]-phosphatase 1, mitochondrial (gene PTC5). Gene Ontology annotation, molecular function: protein serine/threonine phosphatase activity. The transcript is spliced from 3 exons. Lineage: Eukaryota; Fungi; Ascomycota; Eurotiomycetes; Onygenales; Onygenaceae. Gene Ontology annotation, biological process: protein dephosphorylation. The record is from RefSeq and is a predicted model, not a curated record. Bases 1 to 1659 code for a protein of 552 amino acids.